AUGCCCUUCGCCUCGGAACACCCCCCCCUGGUCGUGCCCGAAACGGACAUCCUCAGCUAUCUUUUUGCCCGAGGCCCCCGCACUGACAAGCCGCUUUGGAUCGACAGCAGGCGGCCCAGCGAGAGUAUCUCGGCCCGCCAGGCGCUCGAAUGGGUCCGACGCCUCGGAUUCGGCCUGGAGAGGCUGGGGCUGCGGCGAGGGGACGUCGUCGCGAUUUGCACUCCGAAUCAUAUUUGGGUCCCCGUGGCCUUCCUUGGCAUCGCUGGAGCCGGCUUCGUCUUCAGCGGCGCUAGCCCGGCAUUCACUGUCCGUGAACUGGCCUACCAGCUGGCUAAUAGCAUGGCCAAGGCGAUUCUGGUCCAUCCCACCGUCCUCGAGCCCGCCCUCGAGGCCGCGGCACAGGUUGGCCUGCCCAAGGACCGUAUCUUCCAGUUCUCGGACAAGGCAUGCCAGACGCGCCACGGAGUCGACGACUGGACCGCCAUGAUCGGCACCCGCCAGCAGGGCGACGGUUGGCAGUGGCCGACGCUGGGUACGGGCGAGGCUGCCCGGGCCCUCGCCGCCAUCAACUACAGCUCGGGGACAACAGGCCUCCCCAAGGGCGUCUGCAUCUCCCACGCCAACCUUAUCACUAACCUCGAGCAAACUAUCUUUGUGAAUUAUGGCGGCACCCGCUCUUCUGGCCCACGGCUCGAGGAGCGCUGGAUUGGCUUUCUUCCCCUGUUUCACGCCUAUGGACAGCUCUUCAUGAUCCUCAUGGCGGCCAAGCUCGGCGUCCCUGUCUACGUCAUGGCUCAGUUCGCCUUGACCGAUUUCCUCGCCGUGAUCGAGAGGCAUCGCAUCACGAGCCUGCACACUGUGCCCCCAGUCCUGGUCAUGCUCGCCAAGAGACCCGAGACAUCUCACUAUGACCUGUCCAGCAUUCGGGACGUAGUCUGCGGUGCGGCGCCGUUGUCACGAGAGCUGCAGAAUGAGUGUCAGGUCCGGCUCGGGUGCCAGAUCAGGCAGGCGUGGGGCAUGACCGAGGCCACAUGCACCUGCGCAAUGACUCCAGUUGGCUUCCGUGACCAAAGCGGCUCUGUCGGCAAGCUGGUGCCCAAUUGUGAGGCCAAGCUCGUCGACGAUGAUGGGCAUGAGGCAGAAGCGGGCCAGCGAGGAGAAAUGUUCAUCAGAGGUCCCAAUGUCUGUCUUGGAUACUGGAGGAGCGAGCAGGCCACUCGAGACACAAUAGACUCUCAAGGCUGGCUCAGGACAGGAGAUAUUGCCAUUCGCAACGACGACGGCUUGGUGUACAUUGUGGAUCGCAAAAAGGACUUUAUAAAGGUCAACGCCCUUCAGGUGGCGCCGGCAGAGUUGGAAGCCGCCCUGCUGGAAAACGAGCACGUAGCAGAUGCGGCCGUUGUGGGCAUCACAUUGGCGGAGGGCAAUGAGCGGCCGCGGGCAUAUGUCGUAAUUCAAGUCGCAUCUCGCAGCACAGUGACGCCUGACAGCAUACGGACCUGGAUCGCCUCCCGUGUGUCCAAGCACAAACGACUCGAGGGCGGCGUCGUCUUCGUUGAUGAGAUCCCUAAGCUACCGAGCGGUAAGAUCAAGCGCAGGAUGCUGAGGGAGAGAGCCCGGAGAGAGACAAUGGAGCUGCAGGGACACAAGGAGAGCGGGGGAGAUGGUGUCAGGCUCAAGCCGAGCCUGUAG
This is a messenger RNA of Hirsutella rhossiliensis, 1692 nucleotides long. Its product is annotated as AMP-binding enzyme domain-containing protein. The transcript is spliced from 4 exons. Gene Ontology annotation, molecular function: CoA-ligase activity. Bases 1 to 1692 code for a protein of 563 amino acids. Gene Ontology annotation, biological process: secondary metabolic process. NCBI's taxonomy places the organism in Eukaryota, Fungi, Ascomycota, Sordariomycetes, Hypocreales, Ophiocordycipitaceae. The record is from RefSeq and is a predicted model, not a curated record.